CCAAGGUUCAUAUCUAAAAGCCAGCUAGUGCAGGGAGAGAGGAGCAGCAGAAAAAGGCAGUGUGAGGAAGAGGAGGAAGCAAGGAGAAACGAGCAGCUGUAAGGGCAAGAAAGUGAGAGAGGAGAAGAGAAAAGGCAAAAGGAGGCAGCAACAGUCUUGGGUCAAAAGAGGAAAAACAAGUCGUAGACAGGCUACAAAAUGGCAUUGCUCCUGUGGCUGGGGUCCCAGCUGUCAUCCAUCUGGAGCAACAUCUCUAUACUGGGGCUCUUUCUUACAGUGUUUACUUUACUGCUUGACUUCAUGAAGCGCAGAAAGAAGUGGAGCCGUUACCCGCCGGGCCCAGCCUCGCUGCCAUUCAUCGGGACCAUGUUCUCCAUUGACUUCCACAACCCCCACCGCUCCUUCGGCCAGCUUCAGAAGAAGUUUGGAAACAUCUUCAGUCUCCAGAACUGCUGGACCAACGUGGUAGUGCUGAAUGGGUAUAAAGCAGUGAAGGAAGCCCUGGUCCACAAAUCAGAGGACUUUGCUGACCGGCCACACUUUCCAAUAUAUGAACAUAUGGGCUAUGGAAAGAAUUGUGAAGGGAUUGUUGUAGCAAGAUAUGGGCAUGUCUGGAAGGAGCUGAGGAGAUUUUCACUCUCUGCGCUGAGGAACUUUGGGAUGGGAAAGAAAUCCCUGGAGGAGCGAGUGGUAGAGGAAGCUGGAUUUCUUUGUUCUGAAAUCAAGUCUAAAGAAGGUAAAUCUUUUGAUAUACAUGUUCCCUUAAAUAAUGCUGUCUGCAACAUGAUCUGCCACAUUGUCUUUGGAGACCGUUUUGACUAUGGUGAUGAGACAUUCAAGAAGCUGUCAUGGCUAUUUCAAAAUUCUUUGGAUCAGGAAACUGGAUUCCUGCCUCAGCUUCUUAACGUGGUGCCCAUUUUGGUGCGGAUCCCUGGAGUGGCACAGAAGCUUUUUCGAGCACAAAGAGAGGUCAUGGACUUCAUAGAUGUGGCCAUUGAUAAACAUGUGAAGACCUGGGACCCUGCUUACACCCGAGAUAUCACAGAUGUAUUUUUAAAGGAAAUGGAGAAGGGUAAGGCAGCUGAAGAGAAUGGUUUCCACUAUAACAGCCUUCGUCUGGUGACCCUGGACUUGUUCACAGCUGGUUCUGAGACCACCUCCACCACUCUCCGGUGGGCAUUGCUGUACAUGCUUCUCCAUCCAGAAAUACAGAGUAAGGUCCAGGCAGAGAUUGAUAGAGUGAUUGGCAGAGAGAGGCCGCCCAGCAUGACGGACCAAGCAAGCAUGCCUUACACUAAUGCUGUGAUCCAUGAAGUGCAACGCUGUGGGGAUAUUGUUCCUGUUGGGAUACCUCACAUGACAUACCGGGACACCGAGUUGCAAGGCUUCUUUAUUCCCAAGGGGACGACAAUCAUCACCAACUUGUCUUCGGUGCUGAAGGAUGAGACAGUCUGGGAGAAACCAAAUGAGUUUUACCCCGAACACUUCCUGGAUGCAAAGGGGCAGUUUGUGAAACCAGAGGCCUUCCUGCCCUUCUCAGCAGGUCGCCGUGCCUGUCUGGGAGAACAGCUGGCCAGGAUGGAGCUCUUUCUCUUCUUUACCACUCUCCUGCAGAAAUUCACUUUUGUGCUCCCUGAGGACCAGCCCAGGCCACGGCAGGACGGUCACUUUGCACUCACCAACUCUCCACACCCAUACCUGCUGCGAGCUCUCCCAAGAUAGGUGCACACCACUCCCCUUUCACUGACAGACCACCACUGCCCAAACUCUGUCAGGAGCAUUGCAGGUCUAGGCAGGAUCAUGCCACGUUCAAUCUCAAGUCUCUGCAGAAGCCACAGCUGUGUAAAGUAAGGACCUAGGCCACUAUCUUGUUGAGCUUAAUUCUAGUUGUGCUUCUUGAAUCAGACAAGAGAGCUUCAGCUUCAAUAACAAGGUGACAUUACAACGUAGUUUCAGUGUAGUGCUUCUGGAAAAUCUUACCAUCCAGGACAUUCAUGUCCCCUUCAUUCCUUCCUGUUUAUUACACACUUCUGUGUGUUGAACAAAUAUUGCACUGUCUUCAUUUCUAGCCUCAAAGAAAGUAAGUUUUAAUCCUGACAGCCCUUAUGUCACACUAUGUCUCCAGUAGGAGUAAAUACCAAGGAGUACAUAAAUAAUCCAGAUGGUGUUGUAGCCACAGAAGAAGGUCCUUUUUAAAAUACAGAAAUUUCUAUAAAUACAUUUAAAGAGAAAUCCUGGUGUUUAGAUUUAUUAUCUCCUUCAAUUAAUUUUUAUUUUUUAUUUUUGGCAUUACAUAAAGUCAGCUCUUGGACAGGUUUGGAACUCACCUUGGGAUGGAGUUAACACUGUUUGAAACUGUAUGGCCACAGAUUUCAGAGCUGCCUCUCUCUUUCUUCUUGCAAUAUCCCUGACAAAUUGUGUGCAAGAUAUAAAGAUAUGCUGAUGUUUAAAUUAGGAGUAGCCCACUUAUCAUAUCUAAAGAGAUAGUAGCACAAAGGAGCUCCUACAUAUAACCACCACUAAAAAAAUAAAUAAAUAAAUCUGAAAUUGAGUGCACGUGUGGAGUAGUUAUUUUGUGUAAUAGUAAUUUUGGAAGCUAUGAAAGCUAUGGAAUUAUGCAUAUACUUACUAACAAAAUUAAGAUCUGAACUUCAGCAGGAU
Molecule: messenger RNA, 2661 nt
Organism: Melozone crissalis (California towhee)
Lineage: Eukaryota; Metazoa; Chordata; Aves; Passeriformes; Passerellidae
Product: cytochrome P450 2D14-like
Exons: 9
Coding region: 199-1722 (507 amino acids)
Biological process (GO): arachidonate metabolic process; xenobiotic metabolic process
Cellular component (GO): intracellular membrane-bounded organelle; cytoplasm
Molecular function (GO): heme binding; iron ion binding; oxidoreductase activity, acting on paired donors, with incorporation or reduction of molecular oxygen, reduced flavin or flavoprotein as one donor, and incorporation of one atom of oxygen
Source: RefSeq, a predicted model, not a curated record